Molecule: messenger RNA, 3495 nt
Organism: Mirounga angustirostris (Northern elephant seal)
Lineage: Eukaryota; Metazoa; Chordata; Mammalia; Carnivora; Phocidae
Gene: PRPF40B
Product: pre-mRNA processing factor 40 homolog B
Exons: 25
Coding region: 274-3039 (921 amino acids)
Biological process (GO): mRNA cis splicing, via spliceosome
Cellular component (GO): U1 snRNP; U2-type prespliceosome
Molecular function (GO): RNA binding; protein binding
Source: RefSeq, a predicted model, not a curated record
UUUGUGGAGAAAGGUCAGGAAAGGAGAGGGGGCGGGAAUGUGGAAACCGAGGGACAAGGGGAGAGCUGGGGGCCAGUUUCCCCUUGUGGGGUAUUUGGCGUGCAACACGCCCCUCCUCAGACCCAGUGCUUGUUUCCUUUGGAAGCCCUGGAUACCCCGUAAGAUCACUUGGAGAUCCCCUCCUUCGUUUACCCUGCAUUGUCUCCUGAGUCGGUUCCCGAUUCUGGUCCCCGGCCCCCAGCAGCGCCUGCCCCCUUCCCACCGGGGCCCCCCAUGAUGCCACCACCCUUCAUGCCCCCUCCAGGAAUCCCCCCGCCCUUUCCUCCGAUGGGACUACCCCCCAUGAGUCAGAGACCACCGGCCAUCCCCCCGAUGCCACCUGGCAUCAUGCCCCCAAUGCUGCCACCAAUGGGGGCGCCACCACCACUCACGCAGAUACCGGGAAUGGUACCACCCAUGCUGCCAGGGAUGUUAAUGCCAGCAGUGCCUGUCACCGCCGCGACGGCUCCGGGUGCGGACACAGCCAGCUCUGCUGUGGCUGGGACAGGCCCUCCGAGGGCCCUGUGGAGUGAGCAUGUGGCCCCUGAUGGGCGCAUCUACUACUACAAUGCUGAUGACAAGCAAUCCGUGUGGGAGAAGCCCAGCGUGCUCAAGUCCAAGGCAGAGUUGCUGCUGUCCCAGUGUCCCUGGAAAGAGUACAAGUCAGACACGGGCAAACCUUACUACUAUAACAACCAGAGUAAGGAGUCUCGCUGGACCCGGCCCAAGGACCUGGAUGACCUGGAGGCUCUAGUCAAACAAGAGGCUGCAGGGAAGCAGCCCCAGCCUCAGAUACUGCAGCCGCAGCCACCUCAGCCCCAGCCUGAGCCCCCGCCCGGGCCGCCUGGCCCCACCCCCAUGCCCCUGGGCCUUCUAGAGCCUGAGCCAGGUGGGAGUGAAGAUUGUGAUACGUCCGAGGCUGCCCAGCCUGUGGAGCAGGGCUUUCUGCAGCAGCCGGAGGAGGGCCCCAGCAGCGCUGCUGCACAGCGUCAGCCACCACAGCAGGAGGAAGAGGAAUCAAAGCCAGAACCAGAGAGGUCUGGCCUCAGUUGGAGCAACCGGGAGAAGGCAAAGCAGGCCUUCAAGGAGCUGCUGAGGGACAAGGCUGUCCCCUCCAAUGCCUCGUGGGAACAGGCCAUGAAGAUGGUGGUCACCGACCCCCGUUACAGUGCCUUACCCAAACUGAGUGAGAAAAAGCAGGCAUUCAAUGCCUACAAGGCGCAGCGGGAGAAGGAGGAGAAGGAAGAGGCCCGGCUAAGGGCCAAGGAGGCCAAGCAGACCUUGCAGCAUUUCCUGGAGCAGCACGAACGCAUGACCUCUACCACCCGCUACCGGCGGGCAGAACAGACAUUUGGGGAGCUGGAGGUGUGGGCUGUGGUCCCUGAGAGGGAUCGAAAAGAGGUUUAUGAUGAUGUCCUCUUCUUCCUGGCCAAGAAGGAGAAGGAACAGGCCAAGCAGCUCCGGCGCCGCAACAUCCAGGCCCUGAAGAGCAUCCUGGAUGGGAUGAGUAGUGUCAACUUCCAAACUACAUGGUCCCAGGCUCAGCAGUACCUCAUGGAUAACCCCAGCUUUGCUCAGGACCACCAGCUGCAGAACAUGGACAAGGAAGAUGCACUGAUCUGCUUCGAGGAGCAUAUCCGAGCUUUGGAGAGGGAGGAGGAGGAGGAGCGGGAGCGGGCCCGCCUGCGGGAGCGGCGUCAGCAACGCAAGAACCGGGAGGCCUUCCAGACCUUCCUGGACGAGCUGCACGAGACAGGGCAGCUGCACUCUAUGUCCACCUGGAUGGAGCUGUACCCAGCAGUCAGCACUGAUGUCCGCUUUGCCAACAUGCUGGGCCAGCCGGGUAAGGCAGCCAGGCUCCCCCUUUUCUGGCCUGGCUUCCUGCCCUGCCAGCCUCUCUGCACCCCCCACUCCCUCGUCCUGUCCUCGACCCCUCCCCCAGGCCUCGGGAAGCUGCCGCCCGCCAGGCCCCCCUCCCUCCCUCCCCCCGCAGGCUCCACCCCUCUGGACUUGUUCAAGUUCUAUGUGGAGGAGUUGAAGGCACGAUUCCAUGAUGAGAAGAAGAUCAUUAAGGACAUCCUUAAGGACCGGGGCUUCUGCGUGGAGGUGAACACAGCCUUUGAGGACUUCGCCCACGUCAUAAGCUUUGACAAGAGGGCGGCUGCGCUGGACGCAGGCAACAUCAAGCUGACCUUCAAUAGUCUGCUGGAGAAGGCAGAGGCGCGGGAGCGAGAGCGGGAGAAGGAGGAGGCGCGAAGGAUGCGGCGCAGGGAAGCUGCCUUCCGAAGCAUGCUGAGGCAGGCCGUGCCUGCCCUGGAGCUGGGCACUGCCUGGGAAGAGGUCCGUGAGCGCUUUGUGUGCGACUCAGCCUUUGAGCAGAUCACCCUGGAGUCGGAGCGGAUCCGGCUCUUCCGGGAGUUCCUGCAGGUACUGGAGACUGAAUGCCAGCACCUCCACACCAAAGGCCGAAAACACGGCAGAAAGGGCAAGAAGCACCACCGAAAGCGUUCCCACUCGCCCUCAGGCUCUGAGUCGGAAGAAGAGGAGCUGCCCCCGCCGCCUCUCCGACCCCCCAAGCGGAGAAGGCGGAACCCCUCAGAGUCAGGCUCUGAGCCCUCUUCCUCCCUUGAUUCGGUUGAAAGUGGGGGUGCUGCCCUUGGAGGACGGGGCUCCCCAUCUUCUCGCCUUCUCCUUGGAUCAGAUCACGGCCUUCGGAAAGCCAAGAAACCAAAAAAGAAAACUAAGAAGAGAAGACACAAGUCGAACAGUCCUGAGAGCGAGACAGAUCCUGAGGAGAAAGCCGGCAAGGAGAGUGAUGAGAAAGAACCAGAACAGGACAAGGACAGGGAGCUCCGGCGGGCAGAACUCCCGAACCGCUCCCCAGGUUUUGGAAUCAAGAAGGAGAAGACGGGCUGGGACACGUCGGAAAGUGAGCUGAGCGAGGGUGAGCUGGAAAGACGGCGGCGGACGCUCCUGCAGCAGCUGGAUGACCACCAGUGACCCGACGAGCCGCUCUGCCUCGGGUCUGUGUGAGGCUGUGGAUCCUAGGUCACCCUCACCAUCUGCACUAGACUCCUUUCUCAGUUGGGUCCGUGUCCACUUUUCCUCAAGUAGCCCCGCCCCCAGCACCCCGCGGCUGCCACCUCCCCAGGUUGCUCGUGGUGUUCGAGGGUCCUCCACUCCCCAGGCAACUAGUGCAGUCCUUGCCCUCAGCCCCAGACCAGAGACCAGGAUGCCACGUGGAGCGGGAGGUGCCAGUAGAGAAAAUGUGAGAAGGGGCCUCUAGGGAGAAUGACAGGUUGGGGACAGGCGGGGUCGUUCCCCUCUAGAACCAGUGCCUGCUCCAGCCUGCCUGGGCCCUCGGGCUCCACCACUCCUUCCUUCAGCCCCGGGACCCAGUGUAUGUGUGUUUUGCUUUGUUUUGUUUUUGUUUUUUAAAUAAUAUUUAUAACAUGG